This is a messenger RNA of Aspergillus fumigatus Af293, 1266 nucleotides long. RefSeq names its product putative zinc metallopeptidase. Gene Ontology annotation, molecular function: hydrolase activity. The coding region runs from base 1 to 1266 and encodes 421 amino acids. The transcript is spliced from 2 exons. The record is from RefSeq and is a predicted model, not a curated record. Lineage: Eukaryota; Fungi; Ascomycota; Eurotiomycetes; Eurotiales; Aspergillaceae.
AUGCAGAUGAGAGCUCCCACCAGCCUCAACGGCCUCAUUGAAAGAUACCGGCCAGACUUAACCCCCUUCGAAGAAACCUACCGACAAAUCCACCGCUCCCCCGAACUCUCCGGCCACGAAGAGCAAACCUCCACCAUUGCCGCCUCCCACCUGCAAGGCCUCGGUUUCGACGUCCACACACACAUCGGCGGGUAUGGCCUCGCAGGGGUUCUACGCAACGGGCCCGGCCCCACCGUUCUCCUCCGCGCAGACAUGGACGCCCUCCCCGUGGAAGAGAAAACCGGCCUGCCCUACGCAAGCACCAAAACCGCCACCGGCCCGGACGGCGAGACCGUCCCUGUGAUGCACGCCUGCGGGCACGAUAGCCACGUCGUGGGUCUCCUGGCCGGCGCGAGCCUGCUGCAGGCCGCGCGGGAGCAUUGGUCCGGAACACUGAUCUGUCUCUUCCAGCCGGCGGAGGAGCAUGUCCGCGGGGCGCGGGCGAUGAUCGAGGACGGGCUGUACGACAAAGUGCCCCAGCCGGAUGUGGUGCUGGCGCAGCAUCUGGUGCGGAUGAAGGCGGGGACGGUGAGUGUGCGGGCGGGGCGGUUGCUGACGGCGGCGGAUGCGAUCGAUGUGCGCGUGUAUGGGCGUGGGGGCCACGGCUCGGCGCCGCAGUCCUGCAUCGAUCCGAUUGUGAUUGGGGCGGCCAUUGUGACGAGGCUGCAGAGUAUUGUGAGUCGGGAGGUGACGCCGGGCGAGUUGGCGGUGGUCACCUGCGGCAGUAUCCAUGCCGGCCACAAGGCGAAUAUCAUUCCGGAUCAGUUGGAUUUGAAGCUCAGCGUGCGGACGUAUGAUGCCGACACUCGCGCGAGAGUCAUCGCGGGCAUUAAGCGCAUCGUCGAGGCGGAAUGUGCGGCGGCGGGUGCCGUGGAGACGCCGUCGGUUGACAUUGUGUCUUCCACCCCGGCGACCAUCAACGACGAGGCGACGGUGCGUGCGCUCCAGGAGACCUUUGGCGCCUACUUCGGCGAGAACCUGGUGGACUCGGAGCCUAUCGCAGCGAGCGAGGAUUUCUCCCUGCUCGCGACGGCCGUCGGGGCGCCCUACGUGAUGUGGACGUAUGGCGGCGUCGACGACAAGACAUGGGCGGACGCCGUGGCCAGGGGGACGGUGAACGAGCUGCCGAGUAACCAUUCGCCGUUCUUUGCGCCGUGUAUCCAGCCGACUCUGCGGACAGCCGUGGAUGCGAUGAGCCUGGGGGCGCUGACCUUUCUCCGGCAAUAG